CCUGGAUGUUUUGGGUUCGCUGACACCACGUGGCGGCACAAGGUGGCAUUAACUCAUGCGGGUCGACUGCAACUUUUAACCCGAGACGUCCGAGCUGUAAGCGACACUGCGAGUCGCAUCCCGUCGCCUCUGUUGCGUUAAAACGUUUUUUUUUAAGCAACGACAGACGCCGCCGUGAGAGAUGUCAGCGGGAGGCCAGACCACCCGGAGCCGGGAAAUCCCUGCCGUCAGGCGGGUCGCCAUCCACGACGCAGCCCACAUGCCCCAGGACUACUCCACGACCCCUGGGGGGACUCUGUUCAGCACCACGCCAGGAGGGACCAGGAUCAUUUACGACAGGAAGUUCCUCCUUCAGUGUCGGACGUCUCCCCUGGCUCGCACGCCUCCCACCCUCCCCGACAUCCCAGGAGUCACCAGUGACCUCAAACGCGACUCCUCCAGCGACACAAACCAGUCGGAGCAAAGAGCCACCACUAACGCCAACCACAGCAUUCACGAGGAGAGCGCAGGGGAAGAUGCCCAGUUCGAUAUGGACAUCUGAAGAGUAUCGUCUAUAUGGAUGAAACAUGCUUCGUCUCACUGGAUAAUAUAUAUAUAUAUACAGUCGAAAUGAGAAGCCUACUCACUCAGUGGCUUAACUUUUUUUCAGAUUUGUUCUGAAAAGAUUGUAUUUUUUGUAAUGUGUUUUAAAUGUCUGACACUAUUUGAUGCACAAAAUUUACUUACUCGACAAGUAAGCAAGCAAUCAUUUUGUUAAAAUUACAUAAUCGAUAUUUUAUGUAAUUUGACUCUUUAUAUAACUUUUAAGAAAUGUCUUUAAUUUUUUAAAACUAAUUAAAAAAAUACUGAACUGUG
Mugil cephalus (flathead mullet) is the source of this 855-nucleotide messenger RNA. RefSeq names its product eukaryotic translation initiation factor 4E-binding protein 2-like. Gene Ontology annotation, cellular component: cytoplasm. Gene Ontology annotation, molecular function: eukaryotic initiation factor 4E binding. The record is from RefSeq and is a predicted model, not a curated record. NCBI's taxonomy places the organism in Eukaryota, Metazoa, Chordata, Actinopteri, Mugiliformes, Mugilidae. Bases 182 to 541 code for a protein of 119 amino acids. Gene Ontology annotation, biological process: negative regulation of translational initiation. The transcript has 3 exons.